Eurypyga helias (sunbittern) is the source of this 2449-nucleotide messenger RNA. It is a transcript of the gene EXT2, whose product is annotated as exostosin glycosyltransferase 2. The record is from RefSeq and is a predicted model, not a curated record. Gene Ontology annotation, cellular component: membrane. Gene Ontology annotation, molecular function: glycosyltransferase activity. NCBI's taxonomy places the organism in Eukaryota, Metazoa, Chordata, Aves, Eurypygiformes, Eurypygidae.
AAGAGAUAAUUGAUUCCAUUAUGUGUGCGUCGGCCAAAUAUAACACCCGGGGUCCAGCCCUCAUCCCAAGGAUGAAAACCAAACAUCGCAUCUACUACAUCACUCUCUUUUCAAUAGUUCUGCUUGGCCUAAUUGCCACAGGAGUGUUCCAGUUCUGGCCACACUCCAUUGAAUCAUCCAGUGACUGGACUGUUGAAAAACGCAGUGUCCAUGAUGUGCCUGUGGUCAAGCUUCCUGCGAGGGGAGACCUCAGCUGCAGGAUGCACACCUGCUUCGAUGUCUACCGUUGUGGCUUCAAUCCCAAACACAAGAUCAAAGUAUACAUCUACUCACUGAAAAAGUAUGUGGAUGAAUACGGGACGUCGGUGAGCAACACCAUUUCCAGGGAAUACAAUGAGCUGCUGACUGCCAUCUCCGACAGUGAAUUCUACACUGACGAUGUCAACCGGGCCUGCCUUUUUGUGCCGUCCAUAGAUGUCCUCAACCAGAACGCGCUCCGUAUCAAGGAGACAGCUCAGGCUUUGGCACAGUUAUCCAGGUGGGAUCGAGGGACAAAUCACUUGCUCUUCAAUAUGCUGCCUGGAGGGGCACCAGAUUAUAACACUGCCCUAGAUGUUCCUAGAGAUAGAGCUCUGCUGGCUGGUGGAGGCUUUUCCACGUGGACUUACCGGCAAGGCUACGAUGUCAGUAUUCCUGUUUACAGCCCGUUAUCAGGGGAAAUGGAUCUGCCAGAAAGAGGACCGGGUCCUCGCAGGUAUUUCAUUCUGUCAUCGCAAAUGGCUCUGCACCCAGAAUACCGGUCUGAGUUGGAAGCUCUUCAGGCUGAAAACGGGGAAUCAGUGUUGAUCCUAGACAAAUGUACGAAUCUGUCAGAUGGGGUCCCUGCUGUUCGCAAACGCUGUCACAAGAAUCAAGUCUUUGAUUAUCCUCAAGUGCUUCAGGAGUCUACGUUCUGUGUUGUUCUACGUGGAGCCCGCCUGGGACAGGCUGUGCUGAGCGAUGUUCUUCAAGCUGGCUGUGUCCCAGUCAUCGUUGCUGACUCCUACAUUUUACCUUUCUCUGAGGUUCUGGACUGGAAGAGGGCCUCUGUUGUCAUCCCUGAAGAAAAGAUGCCUGAAAUGUACAGCAUUCUGCAAAGUGUCCCCCAAAGGCAGAUUGAAGAGAUGCAAAGACAGGCAAGGUGGUUCUGGGAAGCAUAUUUUCGAUCGAUGAAAGCAAUUGCUCUUGCUACUCUUCAGAUUAUCAAUGAUAGAAUUUACCCGUAUGCUGCCAUUUCCUAUGAAGAAUGGAAUGAUCCGCCAGCUGUGAAAUGGAGCAGUGUGAGCAACCCACUCUUCCUUCCACUGAUCCCACCUCAGUCCCAAGGUUUCACAGCCAUAGUUCUGACCUAUGACCGGGUGGAGAGCCUCUUCCGAGUCAUCACGGAGGUGUCUAAAGUGCCUAGUCUAUCCAAAUUGUUAGUUGUUUGGAACAACCAGAAUAAGAAUCCACCAGAAGAUUCCCUCUGGCCAAAGAUUCGUGUUCCCCUGAAAGUUGUUAGGACUGCAGAGAACAAACUCAGUAACCGCUUCUUUAUUGAAACAGAAGCAGUGUUGGCUAUUGAUGAUGAUAUCAUUAUGUUAACCUCAGAUGAACUCCAGUUCGGCUAUGAGGUUUGGCGUGAGUUCCCUGACAGGUUGGUUGGAUAUCCAGGCCGCCUGCAUCUUUGGGACCAUGAGAUGAACAAAUGGAAAUAUGAAUCGGAAUGGACCAAUGAAGUCUCAAUGGUGCUCACUGGGGCAGCGUUUUACCACAAGUAUUUCAACUAUCUUUACACUUACAAAAUGCCUGGAGACAUCAAGAACUGGGUGGAUGCACAUAUGAAUUGUGAAGAUAUUGCCAUGAAUUUUCUUGUGGCAAAUGUCACUGGCAAAUCAGUCAUUAAGGUGACCCCACGAAAGAAGUUCAAAUGUCCAGAAUGUACGGCAAUUGAUGGGUUAUCACUGGACCAGACGCACAUGGUGGAAAGGUCUGAAUGCAUCAAUAAGUUUGCCUCCGUCUUUGGGACCAUGCCGCUGAAAGUGGUGGAGCACCGUGCUGACCCUGUCCUGUACAAAGAUGACUUUCCUGAGAAACUGAAGAGUUUUCCCAAUAUCGGCAGCUUGUAGAGGCAGCUGUGUGACAGACCUGGGUGAUGAGAACGACAGCCAAAGAGGUGCUGUGAGGAGUAUAAGGCCCUGAAGAAAAAAAUGGCUAGAGAGUGGGCUGCAUCUGAGGGAGAUGGGAAUUAAUGUUGUAUUCUGGUAUGUUGUCUUCCCUUUACAUUGCACGAAGAUGUAUGGAAAGCUGAAUAACUGCUUCUCUGUUGCUUGCAGAGGAAUUGAAUCUAUUCAUGGGUCCUCCCAGAAAUGUCAAACGCACACUUUGCUCCAAAGGAGGCUAUGCACCCGGAAGAAUAAAACAGAAUCUC